UCAUUCCGCUGACAGGCGAGAGAAAGAGAGAGAGAGAGGUUCCUGUAGCUUCGCUGGAAUCGCCGUGACGCGCUGAUGUUUGUGUGCUCACUUGGGUGAAGGAGAACUGAGGUACCCGCUUGAAAGGAGCAGUUGUCCGAAGAUAAUCUUUCAAAUAAAGAAACACCAUGGACGAAGAGGAGCAGUUUGUGAACAUUGAUCUGAAUGAUGACAAUGUCUGCAGUGUCUGCAAGCUAGAGACAGACACAGGGACCUUAUCGUUCUGCCAUGUUUGCUUUGAGCUCAGCAUUGAAGGAACAAGGUAUAAGAUAUACAUGCAAGGUGUCUCCCCUGCUACCUUGUUGCACUCGAAGUCCCUGCGUGGCCACAGAGACUGCUUUGAGAAAUGCCACCUCAUUGCCAACCAGAAGCUGUCACAUUCCAAGGUGUCCCGAAGUGCCUACGAGGGUAUGAAGCUGGCCCUCAGCCAGAAACUGAACCGCAUCAUCCAGUAUGCCCAGAACAAAGACUCUGUCUCCUCCAAUGGCCCUAGCAGGCGAGGUGGAAAGCUAUUUUGUUACAGCCAGCAGAGUGACUGCAAGCUACUUCCCCAGUCAGAUGCCCAGGUGCCCCGGUAUACACCCUGCUGGGACAAGGGCAAAGCAACAGGGCUGCCUGAUUAUGCCAUGGGGAUGUUGGAGUGCCACACAGCGGAGCAGCUGGGUCUGCUGCAGGAUACACAGUCUGACGUUUGGUCCAGUGAUGGCAGGAAAGGUCUGCACAACCGCAACCCAUCGUCAGGACAACAGCCGCAGCACAGACACCAGGGCCACAGCAGAGAUGAAUUGACUAAAAUGAGUGUGGAUGAACUCCAUCAGCUGAAUGCCCAACUACUGAUGCAGAUUCAAGAGGUCUUUGAGGAGCUGACUGUGGCUGUACAGGAAAAAGACUCAUUGGCGUCGGAGCUGCACGUGCGUCAUAUCGCCAUCGAGCAGCUCUUUAAGAACUGUGCCAAGCUGCCCUGGCUGCACAUUAGCAGGGCCGGGGUCAAGGCCAGCAGCAGCAGUGGCCCUGUGGAGUGAGGUGCUAGGAAGAAGCUGAAAAACACUUCAGUGUGCCGACUGCAGAAAGGCUGAAUAAGUCUUUAUGUAUACUAAGUGACUUUUCUGACACUGUGGUGACGUUGAGAUACUAUAUCUGCUUUAGAGCAGCUUUAAGGGCUGGGAUGACAUGGCCUUCCGUUCUCGUGGUUGCAGUGAUGAUGCAAGGAUUAAUGGUGGUUUGGCAUAUGACCUGAAUUCCACCCAGGAUGCAGGUCAAUACCCAGUGAAAUGGAGCUCAGAGUUCCUAGCCCUGCUGAACAGCGAGGACAUGUCCAUAUUGGGCAUGAUCCCAAAGAACAUCUUUCAAGAUUUACCUUAAUCCAGUCUGAAAAACAGUGUGUCUGUAUAAUGCAAAUGGUUGCUGAUGGUUUUAUUUUUUUUUGUUUUUGUUUUUGUUUAGUUUGCUGACAAACAUUCUAGGUUUUAUUCUCUGUAGAUACAUUUUGUUUACUUGUUUUGCUUCAUAUAUUCAAAUAUGGAUUUUAGCACUGUUUAAUACUCCUCCAUAUGUUACCUGAUGGCUCUCCAUGGACAGUGAUGAGUUACAGCUUGUUGUUUACAGCAAUACUUCAUGCAGAUUAGUUAGACUAUGCCAUAAUCGUACAGUCAUGCACUACCAGCAGUAGUGUUGGAUUGCUUUUCAAAUAUUAAGCAUUAACAAGCUUUAAGCAUUUUCCUACAGCUGCACACAGGCAAUAUAAUGGCUUAGAAUGUGAGUGUUAGAGUUGCCUUCAUACUGUCCUGAUUAGACAUGAUGGUGUAAAAUGGUCUGCUCUGAUAUAUUUUUCACUUUGUGGAUCAGAUAGAUUCAUCAGUAGUUGGCUAAUCUGGAAAAAGGCAUAUGCAAGACAACACCCAAAAGUCCCCUAAAGCAUCAUUGCAAUAAAGACAAAUCAGAGUGUGGAGGUGAACAAGAUUGUUCUAGCUGUACAGGUUUUUGUUUGUGAGGGUGAUGACUAUUUUGGGAGUGUCUAUGACCUAAUACUUUGUAACAGCUGGUUGAAAAUAUCAGUUAAUAAUUAUCAGUUAAUAUACCCUCCUAAAGUUAAUAUACUCGCUUAAAGGUAUUUUGUUUUUAACUCAACGUUUGGGUUUGUAGUGACUAGUAUUGUUGGUGAGAUUUACUUGAUACUUAGUACAAAGCUGUUUUUUUGUCUGUUGUAUAGCUGUCAAGCACAAGUCGUAUGUGUGGCUAUACGCUGAACGAGCACUGUCGGAAGAGGAAACCGUUGGAAAAGAAGUCUAGCUGCCAAACCAAAGUCUGUAUUUGUUUGGUUUUACAUAUGAACUACAAGCAUUUGACUUAGAUUCCAUUAAUAGAGGAAGAAUGCAAUACCAAACUGAUUUAAAACAUCUGUGGCUUAAAUAUUUCUUUUUUUUGUUUGGUUCAGUGUGUGUUGUAAUGAACCAGAGAUUUUUACUGCAAAAGUGUUGAUGUACUCAUGCCGUAUGUUUUAUUUAUCUUUUUCAUUUGUCUUUUUAUGUGCAGAUUUAACUUGUGUUGCCCUCUUUUUUUGUAUUGAUGUGUGAGAGCUUAGUUAAUGUCACAGCAAUACAAACAGGAUAGUCUACUGUGCCUCUGGAGCUUCUUGAUUUUUGAACAAAAGGAGACAAAGAUGAACAGUAACAGUUUUGCUUACUUUAUUAUUCAGGAACCCUAUGCAAGAAAGAGACAAAUAAAUCAGAAGCCUUAUUAAGUAGAAAAUAUCUCGAAGAUUAUUGGUUAUCUGAGUUUUCCUCAGAGGAGGUCACAGAGCUACUCGAGCACAAUAAGCUAUGGAAAGACGAGUCUAUAAUCAGACUGAUGUGUAGAAAAACUGUCGGUGUGUCUUUUCUGCUCUCUUUGUAAGAGAUGAAAUGUAUUUGACCCCUUUUAGGGUUUAAAGGCAAAUAUUUUAGCUCCAUUUUAAACUUUUAUCUUGGUAACUAUGUUCAGUGUGCUUGAGUGUAUGAGAGUAUUCCUUAAUGCAUUUCAGUUUUGUGAUUUAUUUUAUUUUUUUUUUUUAAUGAAUGCUGUGUAAUUUUGUGUAGUGUGGAAACAUGCCUGGGCCUACGUGGCUGCUCUGCUGAAAAUUCAGGCUGCCUAGUUCUGUUUGUCUGUUUUGGUGGUCUCAUUAUCAUUUACUGGAGAUGUAAGCAUACCUGUAACACUUCCAGCUUCUUCCUUUAGACUUGACUCAUUUGUUUUCUAAUGUUGGACAAGACUGCAUUUGUGUCGUGUGAUGUUUUACAUUCUAUUUAUUGUGUGUGCUCAUGAACCUUACGCAGCCGUUUGAUUUGUGCUUAAGUAUCAGUUUGUAUUGUUUUGUAAAAUAUUGCAAUAAAAUUAAAUUAUUUUUACUA
Molecule: messenger RNA, 3425 nt
Organism: Scatophagus argus
Lineage: Eukaryota; Metazoa; Chordata; Actinopteri; Scatophagidae
Gene: c14h21orf91
Product: chromosome 14 C21orf91 homolog
Exons: 6
Coding region: 168-1061 (297 amino acids)
Source: RefSeq, a predicted model, not a curated record